Cucumis melo (muskmelon) is the source of this 1558-nucleotide messenger RNA. RefSeq lists its product as uncharacterized. The coding region runs from base 476 to 1339 and encodes 287 amino acids. Lineage: Eukaryota; Viridiplantae; Streptophyta; Magnoliopsida; Cucurbitales; Cucurbitaceae. The record is from RefSeq and is a predicted model, not a curated record. The transcript has a single exon.
CCCACCUCCCACGUAUCGCCUUCAAUGUCACGAUCGUACGCCAUUUUCCCAUUUGCAUGCGACUCGGAUCAUCUUCAUUAUUUCACUUUUAAGGCAAAUAUCAUUCUCUCUUUUUCUUACCCGUUAUCCAUUCUUCUUCUUCCUGCCGCCCGAUUUAAACCCCCCACCCAACUCUUCUUCUCCAACCCAUCCACUGUUUCACUUCAUUUAGGCACCGCAUUUCAGGUUUCUCUUCUCACUUUCGGCUCCCCUUUCGCUUUUGCUUUUGCAAUGCCCUUUCUAUUGCCUUCCCAAUGAAUCCCUAGGUCUCUGCGUUUUUCUUGAUGAAUCGCGAGGUUUAAGUCUUCUAUUUCGGAGGAUCUUGUUCCCAGUCUUUGGGCCCUGAUUGGAAGUUUAUCUCAAGUCUCUCUGUUCUUGGACUUUCUUGAAUGAUUUUUGUUGGUUUCCUGCUGGGUUUAUGUUUUUCUAGAGGGGAAUGGGUAUUUCUUCGCUUUUGAAACAGAGCAUUGAGUUUAAAAGCUGGUUUUUGGUGUUUGGGUGUUUCCCUCGGCUUUUUAUUAUUUUAGGCCUUUUUCUCCUGUUGUUUUGGGCCAGUUUAAAGGUCGUGCAAUUUAGUUGGCAUGGGAAGGAUUUAAUGCAAUUGCUAUACGAUUUUAGGGGGAAAUCUGAUAAUAUAAGAGCGGGGAUCUGGUUGAAAACCAAUGUUGUUGAGGUUUGCAAUUUCACUUGUGGAAUUAGUAGACGAUUGGAUUGGUUGAAGAAGAAUGGAUUCCUUUUCUGUAAGUUCAAUUUAGUUGCAAAGUCCAAAUGGGCUGUGGAUUCGGAGGGUGAUGUUAGAAGUGAUGAGAAGAAUGAAAUGUUGGAAGAAGAUGUUCAGAAUGAAGAGAAAGAGAAUUAUUCUGAAGAUGGCGAAUUCGAUGUCAUUAAACUAAGGGAAUUAGUGAAAAUUGAAAGGAAGCAGAAGAAGGAAGCUCUUGAAGAGCUUGAGAAGGAAAGAAUGGCAGCUGCAACAGCAGCUGAAGAGGCAAUGGCUAUGAUUUUUCGUCUUCAACAUGAGAAGAGUGCAACCGAAAUUCGAGCCAAUCAGUCUCAUCGAUUAAUGGAGCAAAAGCAGCAAUAUUGUCAAGAAGUUAUUGAAUGCUUGCAAAGGAUUAUCAUGGAAUAUGAGUCAGAGGUAAGUUUAACCGAGCAACCGUGUUUCUGCAGGCCAAAACAGAAGCUACAACCAACAAGAUCAGUCGAAGACGAUGCAAGCCUCUUACAAUUCGACAUGGAUUUUGUUCUGGAAGAUGAUGAUGUACUGGUGAACAACAUUGGCAUGGACCUCAAGGAGAUGUAAGUCCAUGAACACAACCUUUGUAUGAUACUAACAUAGAUUUCUAUAAUUUUAUGCUAUAUAGUUGCAUAACUUGGCUUCAAUAUUGGAUUGGAGAUGAGAAGCGAUAGCCCAUCUCCAUCUUUCUUGAACUUCCUUUGCUACUCAAUAGCACAGUAGUGAGAUAAAAAAUAAGGGAAAUGUAUAUCCUUUCUAUUGGAAAUGUAUUAUAGUUGUCUUGAA